AUGUCCUACGAAGAAAGAUUAAAUAUGGGAAGUAAAGCUGUGGCUUUGGAAAAUAUAACAAGUUGGAAGGAUUAUGCUGAAAAACACAAGAACAGAUUAAGUAAACUGGAUGUCGAUUCAUACAAAACAACAUAUAAUGUUAAACCACACACUUGUAAUCCCGAUAUGAACGAUAGAAUAUCUCUAUGGAAAGGAGAUAUAACAACAUUAGGAGUUGAUGCGAUUGUCAAUGCUGCAAAUAGUUCUCUAUUAGGAGGUGGUGGAGUCGAUGGAGCCAUUCAUAGAAAAGCUGGAAAAUUUCUUUUGGAAGAAUGUAAAACUCUUAAUGGUUGUCCGACAGGUUCGGCUAAAAUAACAGGAGGUUAUAACCUUCCUUCGAAAUAUGUGAUUCACACUGUUGGUCCUCAAGGUGAAAAACCAGACUUAUUGGAAUCUUGUUACAAAUCAUGUUUUCAUUUAAUGUUGGAUAAUAAUUUAGAAUCGAUUGCUUUUCCAUGCAUAUCGACUGGAAUUUAUGGUUAUCCACAGGGACCGGCAGCUGUCGUGGCAUUAACAUGUGCUAGAAAUUUUCUAGAAUCUAAUUUAUCAAAAGUUAAGGAACGAAGAAGAAGAAGAAGAGGAGAUGACGAAGGAGAAGAAGAAGAUGAAGACGAAGAAGAAGAAGAAAACGAAGAAGAUGAAGAUGAAGACGAAGAAGACGAAGAAGAAGAAGAAGAAGAAGAAGAUGAAGACGAAGAAAACGAAGAAGACGAAGAAAACGAAGAAGACGAAGACGAAGGAGAAGAAGAUGAAGACGACGACGAAGACGAAGAAAACGAAGACGACGACGAAGAAGAAGAAGAUGAAGACGAAGACGAAGAAGAAGAAGAUGAAGACGAAGAAAACGAAGAAGAUGAAGACGAAGAAGAAGAAGAAAACGAAGACGAAGACAACGAAGAAGAAGAAGAAGAUGAAGACGAAAACGAAGAAGAAGAAGAAGAUGAAGACGAAGACGAAGAAAACGAAGAAGAAAACGAAGACGACGACGAAGAAGAAGAAGAAGAUGAAGACGAAGACGACGACGACGACGAAGAAGAGGAGAUGACGAAGGAGAAGAAGAGAUGA
Molecule: messenger RNA, 1104 nt
Organism: Pediculus humanus corporis (human body louse)
Lineage: Eukaryota; Metazoa; Arthropoda; Insecta; Psocodea; Pediculidae
Exons: 8
Coding region: 1-1104 (367 amino acids)
Biological process (GO): purine nucleoside metabolic process; peptidyl-glutamate ADP-deribosylation; DNA damage response
Cellular component (GO): nucleoplasm
Molecular function (GO): ADP-ribosylglutamate-[protein] hydrolase activity
Source: RefSeq, a predicted model, not a curated record